CGUCGCAGCCUGGAGCCCGAGCCGCAGGCUGAGCGCCCCCUCGUCCCUAGCAGCCGCGUUCCGGGACCCGCGCACUUGAAUGCCGCAGCUCCCGGCCCGCGCCGCUCCGCGUCUCCGCCGGCUGGGACUCGCCCGGACGGCGCCCGCCGACGUCGCCUCCCCGCAGCCUCGCGCCGAGCCCGCCCUCGCCCAGAGCCCCGCGUCCCUCCCGGCCCCGGGGAGCGGGUGGGCCCGGCCGCGGGUAGCCCCGCCGAGGCAGGAUGUUCACGUCCAAGUCCAACUCGGUGUCGCCCUCGCCGUCUCUGGAGCAGGCUGACUCGGACGCGCUAGACAUCAGCACCAAGGUGCAGCUCUAUGGUGUGCUGUGGAAGCGGUCUUUCGGGAGGCCGUCGGCCAAGUGGUCCCGGCGGUUUUGCAUCAUCAAAGAGAGCUUCCUUCUUUACUACUCUGAGAGUGAAAAAAAGAGCUUUGAAACCAAUAAAUACUUCAAUAUCCAUCCCAAGGGUGUCAUCCCUCUGGGCGGCUGCCUGGUGGAGGCCAAGGAAGAGCCCAGCAUGCCCUACGCCAUGAAAAUCUCCCACCAGGAUUUCCACGGGACCAUCUUGCUGGCCGCUGAGUCGGAGUUUGAGCAGACCCAGUGGCUGGAGAUGCUGCAGGAAUCUGGGAAGGUGACUUGGAAGAAUGCCCAGCUGGGAGAAGCCAUGAUCAAGAGCCUGGAGGCCCAGGGGCUGCAGUUGGCCAAGGAGAAGCAGGAGUAUUUAGACAAACUGAUGGAAGAGACCGAAGAACUCUGCCUUCAGAGGGAGCAGAGAGAGGCUCUUGAGCGCCUGAACCAGGUGCUGGAGGCUGAGAAGCAGCAGUUUGAGGAGGUGGUACAGGAGCUGAGGAUGGAGCAGGAACAGAUCAAGAGGGAGCUUGAGCUGACUGCAAGAUGCCUCAAGGGUGUGGAGCAAGAGAAAAAGGAGCUAAGACACUUCACAGAGUCCUUACAGAAGACUCUGGAGGAGCUCUCCAUAGAGAAGAAGAAAACCCUAGAGAUGCUGGAGGAGAAUGAGAACCAGCUGCAGACGCUGGCCAAUCAGAGCGAGCAGCCGCCUCCCAGCGGGGGUCUCCAUAGCAACCUGAGGCAGAUCGAGGAGAAGAUGCAGCAACUCUUGGAGGAGAAGCUCCUGGCAGAGAAGCGGAUGAAGGAGAAUGAGGAGCGCUCCAGGGCCCUGGAGGAGGAGCGGGAGUUCUACUCCAGCCAGUCCCAGGCACUGCAAAACUCGCUGCAGGAGCUGACGGCGGAGAAGCAGCAGGCUGAGCGUGAGCUCAAGGCUGAGGUGAAGGUCCGCAUGGACCUGGAGAGGCGUCUGCGGGAGGCAGAAGGGGCCUUGCGAAGCCUGGAACAAGGGCUCAACUCCAAGGUGCGGAACAAGGAGAAGGAAGAGAGGAUGCGGGCUGACGUGAGCCACCUGAAGAGGUUCUUCGAAGAGUGUAUCCGGAAUGCGGAGCUGGAGGCCAAGAUGCCGGUCAUCAUGAAGAACUCGGUGUACAUCCACAAGGCGGCCACUCGCCGCAUAAAGAGCUGCCGCUUCCAUCGGCGCCGGUCCAGCACCUCCUGGAACGACGUGAAGCCGUCCCAGUCCUUUAUGACCUCCCAGCUGGACGCCAACAAUAUGGAAGAGCUGAAGGAGGUAGCCAAGCGGCUCAGCAGGGACCAGCGCUUCCGAGAGUCCAUCUACCACAUCAUGGCCACGCAGCCUGGAGCCCCCUCUGUGCUUCCCCGGGGGGGAAAGUGAUGGGCACCCCACCCCUGGCCCCCCAAGGCCUUCCUCACUGGGGGCAGAGGCGUGGCAGGGGGAGGCCUAACUCCACCCGGUUCCUCUCUGCCAGAGCUCCACCUGGGGGGUGGGCAGCCUCACCCUCAGAGGACAGGGGUGCCACCCCAUCCCCCUCACCCCAGAUCCUACCCUUGCGUCCAGGCCCAGGCCUGUGCAGGCUCAAGCUGGGUGCUGCCUGGUAAAGUGAAGGAGGGGCCUGAUUGUGUGGAGAGACUUUUCUGACUAGGGGAAUGGGGUGGGCAGGGCCCACGACCCUCUGUCAAGCGCCCUGUACCUCUCUGUGACUCUGCCACCCUCCUUGACCCUGGCUUCCCCAGGGUUUCCCAGCCCUCCUUUGGUUUUUGAACCCCUCUGUCAAGGCCCCUUCUGUCGACCACACUGUGGGGGAGAGAAGAAAGGGGCCCGAUGCGCUUCUGGGCUGAUGGCCUGCCACAGUCUCCACGGGCCCCUUUCCUGGGGGUCCCUGGCUGUGGGGCUACUCGCUCACUCCCCUCCUCAGGUGAGCUCCCCCACCUGCAGCCUCAGCACCCUCGAGGAAGACUUGACUACCCCCCCACCCCCAAAUCCCUCGCAUAUGUGUCCUGAGGGCCCUGGGCCAGAGCUGCAGCCAACAGCCAUGCUCAAGUCUACCCCAGAGGACAGGAAGCAAGUCAGGGAGUGGAGGAAGGCGGCCCGGCUCCUGCAACAUCCACUCCCAGUCAGGCCGGGAGGCGGCUCCCUCGGCCGUCGUGGCUCAGCUGGUCAGCGGGGUCCCGGAGGUCUCCCUCUCAGCUGCCCCACUCGGAUCACCUUGCCUCCUCCCUGCAGAAGCUUUACCCCAUGCAACUGCCACUGCGAGCCCUGGAAGAUGGGGCUUGGGCCUGGAAGAAGGCUUGCAGCCACUGGUUGGCCCAGUGUCAUCAAGGGUGAAGCUGGAACAUCCGUCUGCAGCUUUUGUGGGAGACACUGCCCUCCAGGGGGCUGCUGAGAACUGCGUGUCCCUCAUUCAUGGACAGACCUCUGCCUGGCGUCCUCUCUGGCAGGGCCUUUUGUCCCAAACUGCCUGAGUCUUUUAGCCUCUCCACAAAAGGAGUCCCCAGGGGUCAGGGUGCUCAGGGAUGCUGGUGGUAUUGAAGGUGCUGAUCCUCCGCUGUUCAGAAAAUGGAGCCGAGUCGGAGAGGUGGACAAAUGGCUGCAGGGCAGGGGCCUGUGGCCUGCUUUGUGGGGAAAGGAAUGUUACUGACUCAAAACACGGGCGUGUCUACUGCUAGGCCAGCCAAGGCCAGGAGGGCUGCCCUGCUCUGCGGUCAGGGCUGCCGGAGAAACGAACCUUAAUGGUCCCUUCUCCGUGGUAGGCGGGCCUCAACCAGUCUCUUCCAAGCCUAGGUGGAAGCAGAGGUGCAAGAGUUUCAGAGUCAAUGCAUCUGAAAGGCCUGAGUCUCCAUGUAAAGAUUUAAACACCUAGGAACCUGCAUAAACCUGGAACCCAUUGAUCCAUCACAUAUGCGAGACAGACUUUGAAAUGAGGACGAUUUAUCAACCGAGAUUACUAUUUUAUUCUUUGUUUUUAAAGAAUCCAAAGUAAUAAUGGUUUGCUCUUGGAGAGAGAUUUUUCAAAUGCACUUCCCCACCUGGGCAAACUAUUAACCAGAGAAGAAAGUGCUUUUUCAUGCAUAUUCACCAACUUCUAAUUUCUUUCCUCCUAGCUCUCUCUGUACUUUCCAUGCCUCAGGCAAGUUUGGGUUUUCUUCAAACAACUGAUCAAUCCACAAGUAUUUAUUUGUUAAAAACUUACUCUGUAUCUAGCACUGUAAAUAGAAAGAGAGUAACAUCUCUAUGUGACAAUAUGUAGGGGUAAAAAUUACUUACUGGAAAUAUAUUGAUCUGAUUUUUUUUUUUUUUUUUUACAAAAACAAAACCCCAAUUCCUUGGUCAAUUAAAAGCGUUUCCGGCAGUCA
Molecule: messenger RNA, 3760 nt
Organism: Bubalus bubalis (water buffalo)
Lineage: Eukaryota; Metazoa; Chordata; Mammalia; Artiodactyla; Bovidae
Gene: PLEKHD1
Product: pleckstrin homology and coiled-coil domain containing D1
Exons: 13
Coding region: 261-1781 (506 amino acids)
Source: RefSeq, a predicted model, not a curated record